AUGCACUUCAAACUAAUCCAUCCGGCACCGCCUGGUGAGCAAAUGCGCUCCCGCGACAGUUUCAUUUACAUGUAUCGCUUAAUGAAGCUACUUGGCUGGUUUCCACCUAAAGGCGGGAUUAAACGCUUUCUCUACCGCACUUGGACGAUGUUUACCUUUGUCUGGUUCACCUUUUACCUACCAAUGGGCUUUCUCCUGAGCUACAUAACAACAAUUAAGCAGUUCACAGCUGGCGAGUUUCUAACUUCGCUACAAGUGUGCCUCAACGCCUACGGAUCCUCAGUGAAGACCUAUGUCACCUAUACGAACUUGAAUCGACUAGUCAAGGCAAGGGACCUGCUUGAAAAACUGGACAAGCGCUGCAGUAGCACGGAAGAGCGUGGCAAAAUCAAUUCAUUGGUGGCCCGUACUAGUCAAAUAUUUCUCAUCUAUACUUUUGUAUACUGUUUUUUUGUGAUUUCAACAUUUUCCAGCAAUACAGCUAUCGGUCGCUUGCCCUGGCAGCUUUAUAAUCCAUUCGUCGAUCCGAAGGAGAGCACUCUACACUUUUGGAUUGCAUCAAUAAUCGAAUGUAUAAUUAUGUGGGGCGCUGUAAUGCAAGACCAAACAGCCGAUAUAUAUCCGUUACUCUAUAGCUACGUAAUUCGCGACCAUGUGCGAAUGCUUACGGAACGCAUAAGCAACCUACGUACCAACCCGAAGUUGAAUGAGGAUGAGUACUAUGAGGAGCUAAUUCAAUGUAUCAUAGAUCACAGGACGAUUUUGCAGUAUUGCGACUUUCUUCGUCCCGUAAUAUCGGGUUCAGUUUUCACACAGUUUCUACUCAUUGGUCUGGUAUUGGGUCUCACCUUAAUCAAUGUAUUCUUUUUCUCGAGCUUAUGGACAGGCAUUGCCUCCGCCGGGUUUGUCGUUUGUAUACUGAUGCAAACAUUUCCUCUCUGCUAUACCUGCAACACACUAAUGGACGACUGCGAUGCGCUGACUUACGCCAUUUUCCAAUCCAAUUGGAAAGAUGCUCGGCGUAGCUAUAAGUCGACGCUGUUGUAUUUCAUGCACAACGCGCAGCAACCCAUCACUUUUAUAGCUGGUGGAAUAUUUCCGAUAACCAUAAACAGCAAUAUAACUGUGGCCAAGAUAUCAUUUUCUGUCAUAACAGUUUUCAAACAAAUGAAUAUUGCUGAACAAUUCAAAUCUGGAUAA
Molecule: messenger RNA, 1200 nt
Organism: Scaptodrosophila lebanonensis
Lineage: Eukaryota; Metazoa; Arthropoda; Insecta; Diptera; Drosophilidae
Product: odorant receptor 42b-like
Exons: 4
Coding region: 1-1200 (399 amino acids)
Biological process (GO): detection of chemical stimulus involved in sensory perception of smell; sensory perception of smell
Cellular component (GO): plasma membrane
Molecular function (GO): odorant binding; olfactory receptor activity
Source: RefSeq, a predicted model, not a curated record